CCUCUAGUGUGUGGGGUCGGGGUCCCUCCUGUAGGGGGCGCUGUGUCCUCACUGUCCUGGUAUGUCUCCUCCAGGGCUGGCAGCGGUGUCGGGUGCUGGAUAUGAAUGAGUUCUCCGCCAUCUGUGUAUCUGAACCCGAGAAGGUUCGUGUGGAGAAUCUGGAGCCGUUUGAUGAGUUUGAGGAGCUUCAUCUGAAGUGUUCUCAUUACUUUAUCCUUGUGGCCUCGCAAGGGAACCUGGCAGACUCUCCAGUUUUGCGGCCUGCCUGUGUAACUGAAGACUUCACCGUUUUACCCCCUCCGACCUCUAGAGGCGCCAUCUUUGCUCAUCUUCUGUCACCAUCUGUCCCUGGUUUGUGCCGAUUUGGUCACCGAUCCUGUUUAGUUUCUUCACAAUCUAUUAUGACUACUGGAGGGUUUGGUGAAGGAAAUGGCAAACACCAAAGAUUAAGAGAUAUUCAUCUGCUUCUGCACGGGCAGGACUCAUGGGACCGAGAGGUGAAAACUGGCCAAUGGGAUGGUCGGCUCCUGCACUCACUCACCCCCCUGACAAGCGGCGCCUUCCUAGUUCUUGGCGGCCGUUUCUCUCCCUGUCGUCCGGCUGAAGACGCUCUGAUCCUCACGUAUGAUCAUGUGACCGACGCUCUGACUGUAACACAGAGACCUCUUCAUCCGGAGCUCAGGAGAUGGCGGCACACGGCAACCGAGGUGUCACAGAGCGGUCUCCUCUAUAUCUUCGUGUUCGGCGGUCGCUCUCUGGAGUCUCCGGCUCUUCAGGAGGCCGCGUUCCUUCACACAGAGGACAUGUCCACGGCUCAGGUGACAGUGGUGGGCGUGGCCCCGUCAGGUUGUCACAGUCACAGUUCCUGCGGAUGGGCGGGAGGAGCCGUGGUAUCGGGAGGACUUCUAGCGUCCGGGGCCCCUACGGGAUCCAUCACCGUCCUGAGGCCGGAGCACUCUCACUUCUCCUGGGAACGCUUGGACACCAUCCCCCCUCUGACCCCCAGAUACUCUCACAGCUCACACGUCAUUGGUCACAGACUGAUUCUGGUUGGGGGGAUCUGGAUUCAUGCUCGGGGGGUCCCCGGACUAACUGUGGUGGAUCUGAUCAGCGGCCACGUCUGCGAGUACCAGAUCAACUCUACCCCUGUGGAGUGGCCCCUGAUGCUGCACGGUCACAGCUCUGUUCUCCUUCCUGACGGGCAGUGCGUGUUGGUCCUCGGUGGAGGUGGAACCUGCUUCUCCUUUGGGACUCACCUGAAUAAGCGGCCGGUGAUGUUGGAGCUGCCAAGUACCAUGUGACCAGAGUAC
Messenger RNA from Hyla sarda, 1310 nucleotides. RefSeq names its product leucine carboxyl methyltransferase 2 (gene LCMT2). The annotation marks the transcript as partial. Gene Ontology annotation, molecular function: tRNA methyltransferase activity; protein binding. Lineage: Eukaryota; Metazoa; Chordata; Amphibia; Anura; Hylidae. The transcript is spliced from 8 exons. The record is from RefSeq and is a predicted model, not a curated record. Gene Ontology annotation, biological process: wybutosine biosynthetic process; tRNA methylation.